UUCAUCUUUAGAGGAUGUUUUUAUAGUGAAAGAACUGUAGAAUUUUAAGUUAUUUUAUUAUAUAUCAGCUGAGUUUUUGUAACGUUAUCUUUAGCCUGGCUAACUUAGCCUAGCUUAGAUUAUUGUCAACAUUGUCUUUUAUAUUGCUUAGAACUGAACAGGUACAGGAUGCUACGUCUGCGUUGUAAAGCCAAGAACGGGACCCAUCUGAUGCAGGGCCUUACACACCAAUCUUGUGUUCAGGAGCUUAAAGAUAAGAUUGAGGAGCUAACAGGAAUACCAUGUGAUGUACAGAAGAUCAUGGUAGGUUAUCCACCAUCCAGCCUGGAUCUACGCAGUGGUGAAGCCCACCUAAAAGACUACCCUAUAAAAUCAGGAGACACGCUGAUUGUAGAGGAGGAGAAGAACAAACCCCAAACACAAACCGCUGUGACCAAAGGGCCCAGUCUUGACCUGUCCCCAGUUCUAGAGCGCCACGUCGUCCCUGCCGACAACUCUUGUCUGUUUACAAGUGUGAACUACGUUAUGGAAGGAGGUGUUUACGACCCAGCCUGUGCGCCUGAAAUGCGCGGGCUCAUUGCACAAAUUGUAGCUAGUGACCCCACCGCAUACUCAGAGGCAGUAUUGGGCAAGACUAAUGAGGACUAUUGCACCUGGAUCCGUCGCGAUGACACGUGGGGAGGCGCCAUUGAGGUUUCAAUCCUCUCUAAGUUCUACCAGUCUGAGAUUUGCGUCGUUGACACUCAGACUGUGCGCGUCGACCGCUUCGGCGAGGAUGCGGGUUACACCAAACGAGUGCUGCUUAUUUAUGAUGGUAUUCAUUAUGACCCGAUCCAGAAGGUGGUGCCAAAUUCAGAUGUUCCCGCACAGACUGUUUUCUCCACUACCGAUGAUGUAAUUUUGGCCCAAGCGUUGGAGCUCGCGGAUGAGGCCCGGAGGAAGCGUCAGUACACGGAUGUCAACCGCUUCACUCUGCGCUGCAUGGUGUGCCAAACUGGCCUGGUGGGGCAGAAGGAAGCAAGGGAGCAUGCCAAGGAGACCGGCCACACCAACUUUGGGGAGGUGUGAUGCUCUUCGCUCUGUUUUUGAAAUCACCCCCCCACCUUUGCCGCGUCACUGCCACGCCACCUGACAUGGUACCCGCUCUUUCACUGCUGCCUGUUCCAGCUUGGUACAGCCCUCUACCUCACAUUGUUUAGCGGCUUCAGAAGACUUUCUCUUGUCGAGUUCCCCAAUUAUUCAGUAUUCUUUUAACUUUGCUUUACUCUUGAGGUUGAAGUAUUAAAUAUGCUUGUGUUUUUAGUCUGUUAGCCAGAAAUGACAACAAAGCCGUAUCUUCAAACCAAAUUUUAAAGGGAUUCUCCACUGACUACCUGUUUGUUAUAAUGAUUACAAUACUAGUAUUAGGGUGAAUUUCGCAAAACACAUCCAGGUCGUAUUUUACUGCAAAAGUAAAGAAGAAAAUAA
Sinocyclocheilus rhinocerous is the source of this 1467-nucleotide messenger RNA. RefSeq names its product ubiquitin thioesterase OTU1-like. Gene Ontology annotation, molecular function: protein binding; cysteine-type deubiquitinase activity. The record is from RefSeq and is a predicted model, not a curated record. Gene Ontology annotation, biological process: ERAD pathway; protein deubiquitination; endoplasmic reticulum unfolded protein response. Lineage: Eukaryota; Metazoa; Chordata; Actinopteri; Cypriniformes; Cyprinidae. Gene Ontology annotation, cellular component: nucleus; cytosol. The coding region runs from base 169 to 1068 and encodes 299 amino acids. The transcript is spliced from 3 exons.